AUGGCUUUGCCGGGGCCGCCGGCCGGCCCGCGGACCGGCUCGCACGAGCAGCCGCCCUCCGCCCCACGAGACCCCAGCGGCCGCGGACGCGUCGGACCGAUCCGAGUCCCUCAGGGCCUCCCAAGCUCCAAGGCCGCCGUCCUCUUGCUGGAGUGUGGAGACGAGGCUCGGUCCAUGAAGAGACGAGGUAGCAGUUCCCUCGAGGCCUCGGUCGCCAAACGGCACCGAGCGGUCAGAGAGCGUCUUGCAGGACAGACGCGCGCACAGAAGAUGAUGAAGCGGCUGGGGCAGAGUCCACGGACGGGCACCAGCCAUAAACCAGCCGAAGGUGGACCGGUUUCCCAGACACCAGGGCCGGCUGACCCUCGGAGCGGAGAAGUCUUGGGACAUUCCUACUCGGAGACCUGCUGGGGAACGCAGAGGGGUCCCAGCUCGCACGAGCUGGCCACAGGGCCAGUGCCGGAUGACAGUGCCAGGAUGGAGAACGCCAUGAAGGAAAAGGCGGAGCAGAUCCUGGCAGAGUUCCGGCUGCAGGAGGAGGACUUGAAGAAGGUGAUGAGGCGGAUGCAGAAGGAGAUGGCCCGAGGCCUGCGGCUGGAGACUCAUGAGGAGGCCAGUGUGAAGAUGUUGCCCACCUACGUGCGUUCCACCCCUGAAGGCUCAGAAGUCGGGGACUUCCUGUCGCUGGACCUGGGCGGCACCAACUUCAGGGUGAUGCUGGUGAAGGUGGGCGAGGGCGAGGAGGGCCAGUGGAGCGUGAAGACCAAGCACCAGAUGUACUGUAUCCCGGAGGAUGCCAUGACGGGCACGGCUGAGAUGCUCUUUGACUACGUCUCCGAAUGCAUCUCUGACUUCCUGGACAAGCACCAGAUGAAGCACAAGAAGCUGCCCUUGGGUUUCACAUUCUCCUUUCCCGUGAGGCAUGAAGACAUUGACAAGGGUAUCCUGCUCAACUGGACCAAGGGCUUCAAGGCCUCAGGAGCAGAAGGGAACAACGUCGUGGGGCUCCUACGAGACGCCAUCAAGCGGAGGGGGGACUUUGAAAUGGACGUGGUAGCGAUGGUGAACGACACGGUGGCCACAAUGAUCUCCUGCUACUAUGAAGACCGCCAGUGUGAGGUUGGCAUGAUUGUGGGGACCGGCUGCAACGCCUGCUACAUGGAGGAAAUGCACAACGUGGAGCUGGUGGAAGGGGACGAGGGCCGCAUGUGCGUCAACACCGAGUGGGGCGCCUUCGGGGACGCUGGCGAGCUGGACGAGUUCCUGCUGGAGUACGACCGCGCGGUAGACGAGAGCUCCCUGAACCCCGGCCAGCAGCUGUACGAGAAGCUCAUCGGCGGCAAGUACAUGGGUGAGCUGGUGCGGCUGGUGCUGCUGAAGCUGGUGGACGAGAACCUGCUGUUCCACGGGGAGGCCUCGGAGCAGCUGCGCACGCCCGGAGCCUUCGAGACGCGCUUCGUGUCACAGGUGGAGAGUGACUCAGGCGACCGCAAGCAGAUCUACAACAUCCUGCGCACGUUGGGGCUGAGGCCUUCGGCCACCGACUGCGACAUUGUGCGCCGAGCCUGCGAGAGUGUGUCCACGCGUGCCGCGCACAUGUGUGCCGCAGGGCUGGCGGGCGUCAUCAACCGCAUGCGUGAGAGCCGCAGCGAGGAUGUGAUGCGCAUCACCGUGGGUGUGGACGGCUCAGUGUACAAGCUGCACCCCAGCUUCAAGGAGCGGUUCCACGCCAGCGUGCGCAGGCUGACACCCAGCUGCGAGAUCACCUUCAUCCAGUCGGAGGAUGGCAGCGGCCGGGGCGCAGCUCUGGUCUCUGCUGUGGCUUGUAAGAAGGCCUGCAUGUUGGCCCAGUGACAACCGCAGGGGCCGCAAGGAGGAGGUUGUGGUGUAGCUGGACCCGGGAACCAGGGCACAGCCCUCCCUGCACCUGCAGGGAGCCUGGUCCGCCUCCCACCCCCACUGCCACAGCCACUUGAAUAACGUGAUAACCGGAUACAGGAAAGGCCCGAGGGUGAAGGCCUGCAGAGAAGGCUCGAGCCCCAGGCAGGCCAGUGCUUCCUGAGUCUGUGAUGGGAUGGCCCUAGGACCCUAACUGGACUGGGGGGUUGCAGGAGCAGGAAUAGAGACCCCAAGUCUUUGUUGUUCUGCUGGAAUCAGCCACCAGAGGGAACUGGUUUGCUCAGGACCUUGUUGCAAACCUGCGCUGCUAUUUCUGGGAGCUUUCAGCUUGAUUUGGCCAUGCCCAGGCCCCGUUCUGGGGAGUGGGUUUCCUCUGGACCCUGCUGGGGCCUGGUGUCCCUGGAAACGCAGCCCGCAUGGGGAGGCAGCCCCAGGGACCUGGCCUGGCCUAGGCCUGGGCUCCACAGGGGGGCCGGGGCUGCCCACUGCCCAGGCCCGGCCAGUGGUUUUUGGCCUGGGCAAGGGGAGAGAUGUGGGAAGGGACCAGUUCCAGCAUGGAGGCUGCGGUACCCAGAGGCCUGAGGAUGGCACCCCCUUCCCUCCCAGGCUGCCAUCCCUGAGUGCUCUGUGGUUCUAGGAUGGAUCUUCACAGGAGGAACAAGAGAAGGGGCCUCCCAAGCCCCCAAAGUCUGGUCCAGGGAGAGGAGGACAUCCCCACAGGGCUGCCACACAGGGGCGGCACUUGGCCCUGCCCCUCUUCUCACCAGGCCUCCAGGAGCCACAUGGGCCUCUUCAUGCCCAGCCUGGGACUGUGUGGUUUUUUAAAUUAAAAGUUUAAAAGGUUAGAGCAUGGCCCGGGCCCUGUUCUUUGACCUCCGUGCAUCAGGACUGGGGGGCAGUGUGCAGACACCCCCCCAUUCCCACAGGCACUUA
Messenger RNA from Artibeus jamaicensis (Jamaican fruit-eating bat), 2832 nucleotides. RefSeq names its product glucokinase (gene GCK). NCBI's taxonomy places the organism in Eukaryota, Metazoa, Chordata, Mammalia, Chiroptera, Phyllostomidae. Gene Ontology annotation, biological process: intracellular glucose homeostasis; glycolytic process; regulation of insulin secretion. Bases 1 to 1854 code for a protein of 617 amino acids. The transcript has 12 exons. The record is from RefSeq and is a predicted model, not a curated record. Gene Ontology annotation, molecular function: fructokinase activity; ATP binding; mannokinase activity. Gene Ontology annotation, cellular component: mitochondrion; cytosol.